Messenger RNA from Malassezia globosa CBS 7966, 1632 nucleotides. RefSeq lists its product as uncharacterized. Lineage: Eukaryota; Fungi; Basidiomycota; Malasseziomycetes; Malasseziales; Malasseziaceae. Bases 1 to 1632 code for a protein of 543 amino acids. The transcript has a single exon. Gene Ontology annotation, cellular component: nucleolus. Gene Ontology annotation, molecular function: rRNA (adenine) methyltransferase activity. Gene Ontology annotation, biological process: ribosomal large subunit biogenesis; rRNA methylation. The record is from RefSeq and is a predicted model, not a curated record.
AUGACCAACGAGCGUGCUUCGCUCGAUUUGGCGUCCCUGCAGCAGCAGCUACAAAAACAUCGCUCUUCAUUGUCAGAUGCGAUCCUUUCACAUCUACCAUCGCCAUCAGCUUCAUCGCCGCCCGCAUCCAAGCAAUCGCCUGUUGAUGUCCGUCGUCCUGCGACUCUUGGUGUUGGAGCGACGACUGAUGGGGGCAAAUCUGCGCCGAUCCAUCCCUCGGAUCAAAAGUUUCGCGCGAAACUAGGUGCUCGAGCUGGGCAAAAGCGGGAACAUGCAUCAAGCUCAUUGAACGAGCCUCAGGACGGCAGCGAUAUCGACGAAGAAGCAGACACGCGCUCCUCUGUGCCCCGCAAAAAAGCGCCCCAGAAAACGUCCGACAUCUUUGCGGCGGCCGAGGCCAAAGCCAAAGCCGCGCAUACAAAGGCACCACCUCGUCCUGUGCCGCCGGACUUGGCCACUAUGAGCAAAGCUCAGCGCAAAAAAUGGAAUAAGCGUCAACGAAUCGCAGAGUCUGUCUCUAAUGCUUCGGACAAGACUCCAUCCCUUCGUUCCUCGCAGUCUCCUCCCAAUGCACUUGCCUCGUCUGAGCCGUCGCCUGUUCCGACUCAGGGCAUCGCUUCUGGGUCUGGUGAGGACGUUCAGAACGCAUCUACUCAACUGGAUAGUCAUCAUAAGGUACCUGUGCCUUUGCUGGAGUCAUCGUCCUCCUCGUCUUCCUCAUCGAAUAUGACGCCACUGCAAUCGUCCAUGCUAGCCAGCUUGCAAGGCGCCAGAUUCCGAUCCAUCAACGAGCGACUUUAUACCCAUCACUCAAGUGACGCGCUCGCAUUUAUGAAGAACGAGCCGCAGCUCUUCGAUGACUACCACGCAGGAUUCCGUCAACAGGUGCGCAAGUGGCCUACGAACCCCGUGGACCGGAUCGCGGAUUUGCUCAUACGAACGAAAAAAAGCCACGCUGACCGGUAUCCCAUCCGUGCUUCAAAUCUACCUGGAGCGCUUAUCGUCGAUCUAGGUGCUGGCGAAGGUGGACUUGCGAAGAAACUUGCCCCGCAUGGCUUCCACAUAUUGAGUUAUGAUCUCGUCACGACCGCUGAUGGCUGGGUUCGUGGACUCGAUGCUGCCGCCAUUGAUGCUCUCCCAUUGCCAGGUGUAUUCGCACCCCUCGGACUUGUGUGGCAUCACGCCACGUCUGCUGCCAUGGUCGACGUAGCUAUUUUUUGUUUGAGUCUCAUGGGCACAAACUGGGUUCACAUGAUCUGUGAAGCUUGGCGCGUCCUGAAGCCCGGGGGCGAGCUGGUCAUUGCCGAGGUAUCAAGUCGCUUCGGCUCCACGGGCGAAACUCUUGCAUUUACAGAAUUGGUCAGGGCAUUAGGCUUUCAUCUCGAUUGGCAAGACUCGUCCAAUACGCAUUUCGUUCUACUGAAACUCUCGAAAACCAUGGAUUAUCGGCAAGCGUCUCAGGAGGCCCUAUCCCCUAUUGAGCAUACUAUGGUUUCCAACACGAGGACCAAAGUGGAUCCUCUUGCAUUGCGUCAUGCUGUGGCACAGCCCGCUCAGGCACAAGAUGUCCUCGACUUACUGGUGCGUAGCGGCGCACAAAUUCUCAAACCAUGUCUAUAUAAACGAAGAUAA